This is a messenger RNA of Penicillium odoratum, 648 nucleotides long. Its product is annotated as 2-hydroxy-palmitic acid dioxygenase MPO1. The transcript has 3 exons. The coding region runs from base 1 to 648 and encodes 215 amino acids. Gene Ontology annotation, cellular component: endoplasmic reticulum. The record is from RefSeq and is a predicted model, not a curated record. Gene Ontology annotation, biological process: sphingoid catabolic process. NCBI's taxonomy places the organism in Eukaryota, Fungi, Ascomycota, Eurotiomycetes, Eurotiales, Aspergillaceae.
AUGGCGCUGAACUUGGAGAAGCAGUUGCUUUUCUAUGGGGCUUACCACAGCAACCCGGUGAACGUGGCAAUUCACAUCACCUGUGUCCCGAUCCUGCUGUUCACUGGUAUUGCUCUGGUACGAGUGUCCGCGAUAUCCCUUCAACGCGAAGAAUACGAACUAACACAACGUUGUCGAUCUCAACAGGCUUGCAACAGCCCGUCGUUGUUCUCUGUCCCAGAUUUUCUGAGUGUCGAAUACCUUCCUCCGAAUCUCGGCACCAUUGGCGCAUUCAUUUACUCAAUAUUUUACGUCUUACUCGAACCGGUCGCAGGCGGCCUGAUCGCACCGCUGGUCAUCGGCUCCGCAGCAUGCGGUAACUACCUCCUCGGAAGCCACGGAAUGAUUGUGAACUACUGGGCAGCAGGCAUUCAUAUCGUGUCAUGGCUGGCACAGUUCGUUGGACAUGGUAAAUUUGAGGGACGGGCCCCGGCGCUCCUGGAUAACUUGGUCCAGGCGCUGUUGCUGGCACCUCUGUUUGUGUGGAUGGAGAUUCUCUUUUUCUUUGGAUAUCGGCGUGAGCUGAAGCAACGGAUGGAUAAGAGUGUGGAGAUCGAGAUUGAGAAGUUUCGCAAGGAGAAAGAGCAAAAGGCCAAGGAAGCGAAGUGA